Molecule: messenger RNA, 396 nt
Organism: Trichomonas vaginalis G3
Lineage: Eukaryota; Parabasalia; Trichomonadida; Trichomonadidae
Exons: 1
Coding region: 1-396 (131 amino acids)
Source: RefSeq, a predicted model, not a curated record
AUGCAUCUUAAAAAACGUAAUUUGGAAAAUACAAAUUUAGAGGACGAUAGAAAGACAAAAGAUUUUCAAAAGACUAUGAAGGCUGUUUCAGAAAAAGAUCUUACACCAAAGCAGGCUCACCAUUUCCUUAAGAGAAUUGCAAAGGAUGGUUUUAUUGAAGAAAACAACCAACAAACUGCAAAAAAUAUCCAAUUAAUUUUAUCAGAAUUAACAUUACACCAAGGAGAUAUUGUUGAUGCUCCAAAAACAGAAGAAACAACUACAGAGGAAACAAAAGUUGAAGAAAAAACAGAAAAUGCUACAGAAGAUAAAACAGAGGCUCCAGCCGAGGAGAAAACAGAGGAGAAACCAAAGAAACAUCGUAGGAAACAUUCAACAGAAACUCCAAAGGAGUAA